Messenger RNA from Gigantopelta aegis, 7263 nucleotides. Its product is annotated as transducin-like enhancer protein 4. The record is from RefSeq and is a predicted model, not a curated record. Gene Ontology annotation, cellular component: nucleus; transcription regulator complex. Gene Ontology annotation, biological process: regulation of DNA-templated transcription; negative regulation of canonical Wnt signaling pathway. Gene Ontology annotation, molecular function: protein binding; transcription corepressor activity. The coding region runs from base 335 to 2491 and encodes 718 amino acids. The transcript has 22 exons. NCBI's taxonomy places the organism in Eukaryota, Metazoa, Mollusca, Gastropoda, Neomphalida, Peltospiridae.
UUCAAACCGAUAAAUUGAUCCGACCCGCUGUUUGUUCUCGUGGUACAAGCUUCUAGCCGCCGAUUGGAGUUUACGCCAGUGGAAUACGCAAAAGUGUUCGUUUCGCUGAAGGUGGAUUAAAAAAAAGAAGAAGAAGAAUUAUAGCAAGAAAGAGAAAUAUAUGUAUGAUAUUUAGAUAUAUAUACACACAACACACGGCGUUGGUGGAGAGUGUUUCGCGGUGUUUGUGUUGGAUGCGCCACGAUGCGUCUUCUUUGUUCAAAAGGCUAAGUAAACAAAAGAGCUGGGAUUCGUUCGAGUGAAAACAUUCGGAAGGAAAGAACGUACAGAGAUCAUGUUUCCCAACCGCCAUCCAGGUCCCCACACCCCUGGGCAGCCCUUCAAGUUCACCAUCACCGAGUCAUGUGACCGGAUUAAAGAGGAGUUUAGUUUUCUACAGGCUCAAUAUCACAGUUUGAAAAUGGAAUGUGAAAAGCUUGCACAGGAGAAAACAGAAAUGCAACGACAUUACGUAAUGUAUUACGAGAUGUCCUAUGGUCUCAAUGUUGAGAUGCAUAAACAAACAGAGAUUGCCAAGAGGCUGAAUGCAAUAUGUGCUCAGGUGAUUCCGUUUCUCUCUCAGGAGCAUCAGCAACAGGUGGCAGCUGCAGUGGAGCGAGCCAAACAGGUGACGAUGCAAGAACUCAACGCAGUGAUAGGGCAACAGAUGCAAGCCCAGAACUUCCCUCAUGCUGCCCAUGCAUCGGGGAUUCCAAUGCCCCCUCACCCCGGGGGACUGCAAGCACCUCUACCUCCCGUCUCAGGGGCAGGGCUGCUGGCCCUUUCUCAGAGCGUCGGUUUCGCAGCACACGCACACAGUUUGGCAGCUUUAAAAGAAGAAAAAUUGGCAGAAGAAAAACAUAGAGCAUCUACAUCUCCUGGUGAUAGAGAUAAAUAUCGUGGGAGAAGUCGGUCUCCAGAGUUGAACAGUCGAGACUUGAAACGAAAAAGACAGGAUGAGAAAGCAGAUAGUGAUGGAGAAAAGAGUGAUCAGGAACUUGUAGUUGAUGACCACACAUCUCCAAUGAAUGGAGACCUGUCUCCCAGGGAAAAGAGUAAAGACUUGCAUCAUGUGAAGAAAUCGGACCAUGGCAACAGUCCCCAUAGCGACGCAUCUUCUCAUGCCAGCUCAUCGUCAUCAAAAGUCAAAGAAAAUGAUAAACCCAUUGCUCCAGGAGCCAAAUCAGUGACACCGACCAACUCGGGCAGUGGAACACCGGGGCCCUCUGGUGGAGGGAGCGGCGGUAGCAGCAGUGGAGGAGUUAAACCAGGUGCCAAAGUCCACCCGUUUGCAACAUAUCCCUUUCUGCCCCACGGGGAAAGCAACUUUAACGGGGUGGGACACAACAGCGUGUCCCCCGGGCCACUCAGCAACUACCCCCGGGCUGUAGCUGGCACGGUUGGCUUUGAUCAGCAUGCGUCAAUCCCGGCCCUCAUGCGACCAUCACUGAACAUUCCAGGUGGAAAGCCAGCAUAUUCCUUUCAUGUGAGUGGUGAUGGCCAGAUGCAGCCGGUUCCAUUCCCACCGGACGCUCUGAUUGGCACAGGGAUUCCCAGACACGCCCGUCAGAUCAACACAUUAAAUCAUGGAGAAGUCGUGUGCGCUGUUACUAUUAGCAACCCCACAAGACAUGUUUAUACGGGUGGAAAGGGAAGUGUGAAGGUCUGGGACAUUAGUCAACCCGGAAACAAGAGUCCAGUUUCACAGCUCGACUGUUUGCAACGUGACAACUACAUUCGUUCUAUAAAACUCCUUCAAGAUGGCCGAACACUGAUAGUUGGUGGAGAAGCUAGUACCUUGUCAAUAUGGGACUUGGCUGUUUCGACUCCGCGUAUUAAAGCUGAACUCACGUCGAGUGCCCCGGCUUGCUAUGCUCUCGCCAUCAGUCCGGACAGUAAAGUCUGUUUUAGCUGUUGUAGUGAUGGAAACAUCGCUGUUUGGGAUCUGCAUAAUCAAACUUUAGUCAGACAGUUCCAGGGUCACACCGAUGGUGCUAGCUGUAUUGACAUCUCGCCGGACGGAACGAAACUCUGGACUGGCGGUCUCGAUAACACCGUCCGAUCAUGGGACUUGAGAGAGGGUAGACAACUUCAACAGCAUGAUUUUACGUCUCAGAUUUUCUCUCUUGGUUUCUGUCCCACUGGGGAGUGGCUAGCAGUUGGCAUGGAGAGUAGCAAUGUUGAGGUGCUGCACCAGAGCAAGCCCGACAAGUACCAGCUGCACCUCCACGAGAGCUGCGUCCUGUCGCUCAAGUUCGCCUACUGUGGCAAGUGGUUCAUCAGCACAGGGAAAGACAAUUUGCUCAAUGCCUGGAGGACGCCGUACGGAGCCAGCAUCUUUCAGUCAAAGGAAUCUUCAUCUGUGUUGAGUUGUGACAUCUCCGCUGAUGACAAGUACAUUGUAACAGGUUCGGGGGACAAAAAGGCGACACUUUAUGAAGUUAUCUUCUGAUCCACAGAAAACAUUCUGUGAAAACAAAAAGAGUCUAAAAUAGAAAAUAUUGGAUGGACCCACCAACAUAUAACUACAGCAGUUCAGAAAUUCUGGAAUGUUACUGUUAAUAAAUUCCAGCGGAUUUAUUAUAAUUCUUGGAAACAAUCGAUGGUGAACAAGUACUAUUCCAGGUCUUACUGUCGCGUACCACUGAGCAUCGUCUCACCAUUUGUCAAUUCUCAUUGGCUCAGUCAACCCAUGUGACCAUUUAUGUUAACAAUGAUGGGAUGUGUUGCUUACUGUUGUGACUAGUGGAGCAUUAAAAGUUCUGUAAUUUUCAUUUUGACAGCCUAUUUUUGAUUUGAGUGCAAUUUUGUCCAUGCCUUCUGGUGUCAUAUAAUAUAUCAUGGAAAAAUAGCAGCAUUUGUAACAUUUUGACCAAUGAAAAAGAGAGUUCUAUCAGUGGUUGUGAUUGGCUAGUUUCCCAGAAGAUUACUCUAUAAUCUUCUAUACUACUGGAAGAGACUCUGAAGGAAAAAAUAUGUUAAAUGUCUUCUAAUGGAAACUGAUGCAUAUUUACAGUUAUCCUCUUUGUCUAGUAACCUAAUGAAAAUGUGGCAGCCGGGUAACAUGUUAUUAUUGUUCUCAAAAUGGAUCUUGAACAUGUAGCCUUGCUAGAAUAUUCCAUGAUGUCAUGAUCAUUCUCCAAAUGGAUGUUGGAUAUGUAGCCUUGUAAGGAAUAUUCUUUUGAUAUUUUUGUGUUGUAUUGAGACAAAUUCCAUUUAAUAAGAUGAGUUUUGUGUUUGUUUAACAGUGAAAAACAGCAUUAAAAGAUACUAAGACACACACACCAAAAAAAGAAAAUCAAGAAAAACAUGUUCUGUGGAGAUGCCAAAGAACUGGAUGUUCUUGUUCAGGGUUUUUUUGUUGUUGAAUUGUGUGUGAAUUGUGACAGAACGCAUAAUGAUGCAGCUAGGUCAAAAUUGUUCCAUGGUUUCUUUGACAGGGCAGGGGUGUUGUCUUUUGACAGGAAUUUAGUUUCAAUAUUGAUUUAGCUUUUGGUGUUAGUAUGUGAAAAAUGAAAACUGUGUAUGUCAGGUAUAAUUACCAUUGUAUUGAAAGCAAUUUGCAGGAUCAAUAAAAACUCUGUGGUCAUAACAGGCCAUGAUAAACUGUACAAUGAGUUCAUUCUACUCUGGUCAGUCUUGCACCAUGGCUCAUUCUAGAGUUCUGUGUAGUCAGUGGGGAGCCCGAAACAAUUGUACAUGGACAGGUUAGUCAACCAUUUCCUGCAUGUUUUUAUCCAGUAAUGACUGGAGAAUACACAGCCUUUGAGUCUCAAACAAUUGUACAUGGACAGGUUAGUCAAUCAUUUGCUGCAUGUUUUUAUCCAGCAAUGACUCGAGAAUGCACAGCCUUUGAGUUCUUUGAAUAGAUCUGAGAAAAGGGUGGUUUAUUCUGUAUUAUUUUGUAGGAAUAUUUCUCACUGAAUAUAUAGAUUAUUCCUAGAGUAAUGUGUAGGGACUGACCAACACCAAAACAUUACAAUCUAGAACAUUGCAGUCAACUUUUAAAACACUGUAGUCAACUCUAGAACAUGGCAGUCAACUAUUAAACAUUGCAGUCAACUCUUAAACACAGCAGUCAACUUUAAAAUACUGCAGUUAACUCUAGAGUACUGAAGCCAAUGCAAGAACAUUGCAUUGCAGACUGUAGCUGAUGCUAGAAUACUGCAACCAACACUAGAACACUGAAAGUUGAAUCUAGAACACUGCAGUUAACUCUAGAACACUGCAGCCAACCCAAAAGCACUGUUGUCAACUCUAGAAAACUGCAGCUAACUCGGAAAUAAUGCAGUCAAAUCUAAAAAAAGUGCAGAACACUGCAGCCAAUUCUAAAACAUUGCAGCUAACUCUGAAACACUGCAACCAAGUCUAAAACAUUGCAGCUAACUCUGAGAUACUGCAACCAAGUCUAAAAAAUUGCAGCUAACUCUGAAACACUGCAACCAAGUCUAAAACAUUGCAGCUAACUCUGAAACACUGCAACCAAGUCUAAAACAUUGCAGCUAACUCUGAAACACUGCAACCAAGUCUAAAACAUUGCAGCUAACUCUGAAACACUGCAACCAAGUCUAAAACAUUGCAGCUAACUCUGAGAUACUGCAACCAAGUCUAAAACAUUGCAGCUAACUCUGAAACACUGCAGUAAAAUCUAAAACAUUGCAGCUAACUCUGAAAUACUGCAACCAAGUCUAAAACAUUGCAGCAAACUCUGAAACACUGCAAUCAAAUCUAAAACAUUGCAGCUAACUCUGAAACACUGCAGCCAAUGCUGGAACACUGAAGGCAACUCUAAAACACUCCAUCUUUCUUAGAACGUACCAGUACCUACUUCCACCACAUCUGGCUCUUUGUUUUUGAAUGUUGCACCAUUCAGUAAGUCUCAAGUCUAGCACCAUAUAAACUCUGGGACAAAAUUAAAGAAUGUUUAAGUUAUCUUAACUGCCUGAGUUUAGACUAUUUAAAAAAAAAAGAUUUCAGAAGCAUAUAUAUGGUGAUGUUUGAUAGUGGACCAUUUACCUUGCCAUGUGUAUUCCAUUGAAGGCUGAUCUCAAAUACUGGAAUCAUUAUGUGUAUCAUACAUUGACCUGCAUCUACUGGACUUCAGAAAGGACAUUCUUGUCUGAAUGAUAUAUAAAUAUAUAUAUGUAUAUAAUAUGUAGAAAUCACAUGAACGGUACAUUCUGGGUAGAUCUUCAUUGUAUUGUAUGUGAACAUUUCUUCUUCGUUUGUUUUUGCUUGCAUGGAUAUAUAUAUAUAUAUAUAUAUAUAUAUAUAUAUAUAUAUAUAUAUAUAUAUAUAUAUAUAUAUAUAUAUAUAUAUAUGAAUGAAGUUGUAUGUCCAUAUGAAUGUGUUUAUGGCAAGUGAGAAUGAGUGGGUGUAUUUUCAAACAGCUUUAUUCAUGCAAAAUUCGUGGGUACAUAAUUAAUAUUUGCUGACAGUUUUUACGUUUUCGGCUUAGCUGAUUGGCCAGCUGUAUCUGUAUGAUACCACUUAGCUGAUUGGUUAAUUGUAUUUUUAUAUGGUACAGCUGAGCUAAUAGUCAGUUUUUGCAUAAUGCAUCAUAGUUGAUUGGUCAGAUGUAUAUUUGAAUACUACAGCUGAGCUGAGCUGAUUGGUCAGUGUUUUUUAUUGUAUGGUGUAGCUCAGCUGAUUGGUCAGUUGUAUCUUUGCAUGAUACAUCAUAGCUGAUUGGUCAGCUGUACGAUACAGCAUGGUUGAUUGGUUAGCUGUCACCACUGUUGUUCAUGAAUUGUGUGCCAUUUUGCAUCAGGAUAUGCCAUCACUGGUUUAAAGCCUAGACGUAAUGUAGCCAUUUUGUUUUAAUCAGUUUCAACCACAGCAGGUUUUGGAUUUAGAUGGUGAUUAACAAUUGGGAGGAUCUCAUCGUAUCUGCUCAACAAAAUUAGUUAAGGACCAGUAUAUAUUUUCAGCAUUUAUCUUUAAAUAUGGUAUAAAAUAAAUAAAAAAAACAUUCGCUAACCUAAAGAAAUGUAACAAUGACCAUAUGCUUGACGUCCAAUAGCCGAUGAUAAGAUAUAAAUCAACAAACUUUACUAAAUAAUUUUGGGUCUGGGCUAGUGGAAAUUAUUAACUGUCUUACUACAUGUAUAAUAUAUAUGGCUCUAGACAAAGCUUUUGUGAGGCUAGUGAGUUUCUCAAACAUUUGUCAAAUACUGAUUGUACGGUAUCGACAUUGUGAGAUGUCCAUUUGUUUACAUGUGUGUGUAUUUCAUUCUUCUCUACAAUGUAAUCCUACAGUUUAUGAGAAUAAACUUCACUGACACUGUCAACACAUUCAUUCUCAUUGUCUUAAAAUUAAUGAUUUAAACAACAAUUUUAGAGCAAACAAAAUGAUAAGUACCAAGCCAAAUUAAUAUUUCGGUAAAACGUUUAAUAAAAGUGUACUCUGUGCAAUAUUUAUGCAUGCAUAACAGUAGAAUUUUACUGCAGCCAUGUUUAGAAGUCGCUGAUCAAAACUUGCUGAAACAGAAUGACACUAGCAAAGAAUUAUCAAAAGGUCUACUGGCCCUUAACUAAUAUUGUUGAGUCUAUUUUCUUUCGACCAAGAUGAGAAUUGGUAGUGGUUCAUGACAUCAUCGGUGAAACCGAUUGACAAUUUCAACCACCUGAGAUUUAAGCGCAACCCUUCAUGGCCCUUCAAGCUCUGACAUAAUUAGGCAUUCUUUCAGGAGGGUAGAUGUAUUUUGUUCCAGGUCUUUAUUUUCUUUAUCACCUUGAUCUAGUGGUGUGAAGAACAGGUCUUGAUGGAACUUGGAAAAACACUUUCAAGACGAGUAACGGGGACAUUUAGCAAUUUCAGUAUGAUCAUUUGGUCUUCCUUCCUUUCUUCUUUCUUUUCUUUUCUUCGUAUUCAGUGAUAAUUAAAACCCCUAUCUCAUUUAAAUACCCAGCAUAUUGCCUUUGUAAAAUAUUAGAUCCUUCUGAACUUUGGGACGCUCCGGCACUUCUGAAGUUGAUCUUCCAGAAGGCCAGCAUCGAGUGCAGUCGUCAAUCAUUUUGGUAUCCUUGCCCUGCUGUGGUAUCUACUGCUACGACGAUGGCUUCGAGUAAAUCUGUGAUAGUGUGUCGUGGUUUUCUUCUCACCGUUACAUUUACUGUUACAUGUAUAGACGACAGACGCGUAGGACACUCACUAUAGGCUCUGGUUACCAUUCUGUGGUGUUCUACUUCAUUAAUAAAAAAAAGUAACAUUAUUGUCAGAAA